This is a messenger RNA of Exophiala xenobiotica, 2360 nucleotides long. RefSeq lists its product as uncharacterized. Gene Ontology annotation, biological process: phosphatidylinositol dephosphorylation; phosphatidylinositol 3-kinase/protein kinase B signal transduction; protein dephosphorylation. The transcript has 3 exons. The record is from RefSeq and is a predicted model, not a curated record. Lineage: Eukaryota; Fungi; Ascomycota; Eurotiomycetes; Chaetothyriales; Herpotrichiellaceae. Gene Ontology annotation, cellular component: nucleus; plasma membrane; cell projection. Gene Ontology annotation, molecular function: protein tyrosine phosphatase activity; phosphatidylinositol-3,4,5-trisphosphate 3-phosphatase activity. Bases 638 to 2269 code for a protein of 543 amino acids.
CAAAGCAGGGUUGAUCUGGUCAAACCUGUCAAUGGCUGAGAAUCCCUCUCAACCUGUCCUUACUCAGACGCUUCUGGAAUAGCCAGAUCUUCGAUUCCAUUGGGCUACUUGAGAACGUUGACCAUGACAAUAUGUUUGCGCGAGUUUGAUGGCUGACGAUGGAGAGUUAGGACGAAGCUGAGUGUUAUAGUUGGUCCGAAGGAGAAAAUGUCCAGUCUAAAGGGUAGUAUUGGGCCAAGAUUCAGGUCGUAUGCCGUUUGAGCAGAGCCAUAAACGACCAUCGCACCGACGACAGACCGCCUCGACAGUGAGUAUAGUUGUAUGCAAGUGAAAGAUUGCGAGGUGUCGUUCAGGCUGGCCAGGCCAGUGUACUGUGUGCAGCUUGCCUGAAGAUAUUAAUGGAAAUGAAGAUGAAGAUGAAGAGUGAUUGUAGGAAUUGUCGACAGUGACGUCAGCGACCGAUGAGUUCAAACUUCAGGCUCGUUUGCAUGGCCUUUGCAACACCUCAAUCAUUCAAGACUACACAGUAGCUGACUACGAGUUGUUCUCUUUACCAGCCCUUGUAUACGCAUUCAAAGAGCCUUGCGAAACGUCCAACAUCAUGUCACGGUAAAAGGGAAAGAACUGUAGAAAAAAAAUGGCGUCGCUACUGCGCCAAAUCGUAGCAGGACCACGAGCCAGGCAUCCUGAAGCCGGCCUGGACUUGUGUUAUGUGACCGACUACAUCGUCGUCACCUCCGGACCCAGCUCAGUCUGGCCAAAGAAAGCCUAUCGAAAUCCCCUCGAUCAAUUGAUUGCCUUUCUCGACCGCAAGCAUGGACAAGACUGGACCAUCUUCGAGUUUCGAGCAGAAGGAACGGGGUAUCCUGACUCGGAAGUCUACAAUCGCAUUCACCAUUUCCCCUUUCCUGACCAUCAUCCUCCACCUUUCGCACUAAUACCCAACAUCAUGGCCGCAAUGCGAAAUUGGAUCCGCGGUUACGACGAGCAAUCUGGUGAUGUUUUGGACAACACAAACAAGAGGGUCGCAGUCGUGCAUUGCAAGGCUGGAAAGGGACGCAGCGGCACUGUUUCUUGCUCAUAUCUCAUCAGCGAAGAAGGAUGGCCAAAAGAUGAUGCUCUCGUGCGCUUUACUACCCGACGUAUGCGCUCCGGGUUCGGGCUCGGUGUGAGCAUACCCAGUCAGCUACGGUGGGUCGACUACGUCGAUAGGUGGACAAAUAAGAUGAACAAGAUCUACAAAGACAAACCGGUGGAGAUUGAGGAAAUCCACGUUUGGGGGUUGAGGGACGGUGUGAAGGUGACUGUGGAAGGCUAUGUCGACUCUGGUCGCAAGAUCCACCAAUUCCACACUUUCAGCCGCCACGAGAAGAUAAGUAUGGACCAGGGCACGUCCAAACAGCCAACGCUUUCAGACUCGAAGAAGGACCUCGAAGUGCUGAGCACUCCACCUAAUCGGACACCACAAUCGUCCUCAGUGAGCCUUAAUAGCUCUGCGAGCAAUACACAGAACGUGAUCCUCAAGCCAUCCACUCCCUUGAUCUUACCCACCAGCGACGUCAACAUAGACUUUGAGCGACGGAACAAAGCACCUGCAGGCUUCACCAUGGUGACCUCACUAGCUCAUGUCUGGUGGAACGCGUGGUUCGAAGGUGGUUUUACGGGGCGCAAGUCUGGUCAAUUCGAGAUUGAAUGGGAGGCCAUGGAUGGCAUCAAAGGAAGUGUCCGGAAAGGCACGAAAGCACUCGACGCAUUGGUGGUCAAAUGGAGAUAUAAAGAGGAUGAGAUGGAGCGAGUCAUCACGGAGCCGGCCAAGGGAGAGCCGGUGCCUGAAAAUCCGCCCGCAGAUUGGCGUGGUGAGGACGACCAUGAUACUAAACCUGCAGAUGGGAUGGACAGCGGCCGGUCUGGAGGAGGUCUACUCACGGUGGGCGCUACCAUCAAUGCAGGAGCGAGCACGCUGAGCAAGGAGUUAGGGCUGAGGAAGUCUGACCCUAGCAGUGCUAACAUGUCUCGCGCGUCGAGCGUGAAGGAAACUCCCACGCGCAAAAGCACUGAACUUCGGCGAGCGGAAUCUGACUCUGAGGAAGAGGGUGUUAGAACAUAUGGCGUGGAUGAGAUGCCCGAUGGAGAGAGCGAAGGACGGCAAGAUACGUCGACCGGACGCGCAAUGGAGACUGGCAUGGCCAAGGUUGCUCAUAUUGUUUCCAAGAUGAAGCCAUCGAAGGAUGGUGAGCCUGAGAAUCCCAUUCAGGAGCAUUCAGCAUAAGUGAGGUUUAUGAUUUAGGACAGCAUUGAUACCCGAGACACGAUUGGCGAUAGAAUAGCACAAGUGGUACGAAAUAUACUUAUGAUAUCCG